AUCAACUCAACCGUGACCAUGUCCUUCAAGCAGUACGCCCUCUUCCCUCCAACCCCGACAACAGCUCGCGGUGUGGCCACAAGACUCAGCGCGCAUAAGGAGAAGAUCGUCUAUACGAAUGGCAAAAGCGUCAUUAUUCGCGAUCUAAACAAUCCCCUGCUAGCAAAGGCUUAUGUUGGCCAUGUCCAAAACACCAGUGUGGCGCGUAUCUCGCCUACAGGUUACUAUUGCGCGUCUGCCGACGUCUUUGGCACGGUCCGCGUCUGGGACACUGUUGGUGAAGACAAUGUUUUGAAGGGAGAAUUUAAGGUCAUCUCAGGGAAAAUUAACGAUUUGGAAUGGGAUGGGGAAAGCAAACGUAUCAUCGCCGUUGGGGAUGGACGAGAGAAGUUCGGUCAUGCUUUCAUGUUUGACACGGGCUCUUCGACUGGGGAAAUCAGCGGGCACACAAAGGCUAUCAACGCCGUUGCGAUUCGACACCAACGGCCAUUCAGAGCUGCCACCGCAGGAGAUGACGGCCUGAUUAUCUUCCACCAAGGCACACCCUACAAGUACGACAAGACAAUCAGAACACAUACGAAAUUCGUUCAGGACGUUCGUUACGCGCCUUCUGGAGAUCAUUUCACCAGUGUGGGGUCAGAUUCGAGGAUCUUCCUUUACGACGGCAAGACCGGCGAAACGAUUGCGGAGUUUACAGACAGUCCACAUACGGGUAGCGUUAUGGCCUGCUCGUGGAGUCCAGACAGUAAAUCAUUCAUCACUUCGUCGGCCGAUUGUACUGUCAAAUUAUGGGACGUUGAAGCACGCAAAGCAACAGCAUCGUGGUCGCUUGGCUCUGGUGUAAAUAACCAACAAGUUGGCAACGUCUGGACUCGCGAAGCGGAUCUUGUGUCGCUAUCGUUGUCUGGUGAUCUCAAUGUCUUUGAUGCCAGAGCAGGCAACAAGCCAGCACGGAUUAUAACAGGUCCUCAGAAGUCUAUAACGGCCAUUGCACCCUCUACUUCAACGACAUUCCUUGCUGGUACUGCAGACGGUCGAGUAGUCGAGUUCACCUCGUCGACUGGUGAGGCAACCGCCGUUCAAGGCGACGGUCACACCAAUAUUGUUGUUGGACUUGCUGCAACGCCCACCGGCAAAGUGCUCUCAGCUGGCUAUGAUGACCGUGUCCGCGAAAUUUCCGGUGGAAGCUUUGCGAAAGGCUCAGUCGGCACUGGGUCGCAGCCCAAAACGCUUGCUGCGGGUUCAGAUGGGACCGCGUUUGUCGUUGAAGCUGGAGGUGUGGAAGCCAUCCGUGACAACCAGAAGGUUGCGCAACUGUCGACGAGCUUCAAUGCGAGUGCGGUUGGGGCCAGCACCAACAACGUUAUUGCUGUCGGUGGAGAGGACCAGAAAGUGCGGCUGUAUGAGUGGAGCGGCACCAAGUUCACGGAGAUCGGGCUUCUUGAAAACAACAAGGGUGUCGUCUCUGCUUUGGCGUUCUCGCCUGACGGCUCAUUACUGGCUGCGGGUGAUUCCAGCGGACGGAUAGUCCUAUUCGAUGUCAAAGAGAAGAAGAUGGUCACCGCUCGAUGGUCUUUCCAUUCUGCUCGCGUCAAUUCUUUGGCUUGGACUUUGGACGGUAAACAUUGUGCAUCCGGUUCAUUGGAUACACAUGUCUAUGUCUGGAGUGUGGACAACCCGUCUCGGAACAUUGCUCUCAAGAACGCUGGACCUGGCGGAAUCAACGGGGUUAUGUGGGUUGCUGAAGGCAAACUCGCUGGUGCUGGCGCCGAUGGAUGCAACAAAAUAAAGGGCAACAGUUCUUCUGAAAAGGUCGAGUUGACAGAACAAGAGGCGGAGGAAUACCCCCAUGGUUUGAAGCUGGCACUGUUAUUGCUCACUCUUUGCAUCGCCGUGUUUCUCGUUGCGUUGGACAACACUAUUCUUGCCACUGCACUUCCAAAUAUUUCCGACUAUUUUAAUUCGCUGGACGAUGUUCCGUGGUACAUCAGCGCGUAUCUCCUGACAAGCUCUUCAUUCCAACUGCUCUUUGGAAAAUUGUACUCGUUUCUGCCAAUCAAAUGGGUGUUUAUAUCUGCGGUAACAAUAUUUGAAGUUGGGUCAGCUAUCUGUGGGGCGGCACCUACUUCGACCGCUUUGAUUGUUGGCCGAGCUAUCGCGGGUUUAGGCUCUGCGGGAAUAUUUAGUGGGGCUCUUAUUAUCAUCUCCCACUCGAUUCCUCUCGAAAAACGUGCGACAUAUCUAGGCUUGGUGCAAGGAAUGUUUGGAAUCGCAUCUGUGGCUGGUCCACUCCUGGGUGGUGCAUUUACUGACAAAGUGACUUGGAGAUGGUGUUUCUACAUAAACCUUCCUGUCGGCUCGAUAACCCUGUUGUUCAUGACCUUCUUUUUCAAAAUGCCGCCAGCUAAGCAGCAAACACUCUCGGACACCACGUUAUGGGCACGAAUUAAACAACUUGAUCCGCUCGGGACCAUCACGUUCGUCCCCGCUAUUGUGUGUUUGCUGCUCGCGAUGCAAUGGGGCGGCACGAAGUACGAGUGGUCCAAUGGUCGCAUCAUUGCACUUUUCGUGCUUUUCGGAGUUUUACUGGUUGCUUUUGCGGUCAUCCAGUGGAAGGUUCAAGAUUCCGGAACUAUCCCACCAAGGGUUUUCAAACAACGCAGUGUAUGGGCAGGCUCAAUUUUCGCAUUCAGUCUUGGUGGUGGAUUUAUCCUGCUGGUAUACUAUGUGCCAAUAUGGCUCCAGGCAAUCAAAGGCGUAUCCGCUGUUCAUUCAGGCAUUGACACCAUACCGAUGAUUGGCUCGCUGGUGUUUGGCAUUCUUUCAUCAGCAAUGGUCAUUUCCGCUGUUGGAUUCUACGUCCCUUUCCUAUACCUUUCCACCAUUCUCAUGUCGAUCGGUGCUGGCCUAUUAUCAACUUUCACCACCACCACAAACACUGGGCAGUGGGUUGGAUAUCAAAUUAUCUACGGUGUUGGUGUCGGCUUCGGCGCGCAAAUUCCUGUCUUGGCAGCUCAGACUGCUCUGCCAGAGGCGGACAUGGCGGUCGGGACGACAAUUCCCAUGUUCAUGCAGUCGAUCGGCGGCGCGCUUUUCGUUUCCGUUGGGGCCAACAUUUUCGCGGGACAGCUCGCCAGUGGUUUGGUUGCGCACGUGCCCGGAAUAGAGCCCUCCAUUGUGCUGAAUGCGGGGGCCACCAGCCUGGCGCACACCAUCGACCCGCAAUAUCUCCCUAUCGUCGUGGAAGUCUACAAUUCUGCACUGAUGAAGGCGUUCAAAGUCGGGAUCGCGAUGAGCGCGCUGUCAAUUGUUGGCGCGUUAUCAAUGGAGUGGAGAAGCGUUAAGCUGAAGGGUCGCAACAACGUAGACCGUGUUUAG
Mycena indigotica is the source of this 3378-nucleotide messenger RNA. RefSeq names its product WD-REPEATS-REGION domain-containing protein. The transcript has 24 exons. Gene Ontology annotation, biological process: positive regulation of actin filament depolymerization; transmembrane transport; actin filament depolymerization. Lineage: Eukaryota; Fungi; Basidiomycota; Agaricomycetes; Agaricales; Mycenaceae. The coding region runs from base 19 to 3378 and encodes 1119 amino acids. Gene Ontology annotation, molecular function: transmembrane transporter activity; actin filament binding. Gene Ontology annotation, cellular component: cortical actin cytoskeleton. The record is from RefSeq and is a predicted model, not a curated record.